Molecule: messenger RNA, 1749 nt
Organism: Pseudopodoces humilis (Tibetan ground-tit)
Lineage: Eukaryota; Metazoa; Chordata; Aves; Passeriformes; Paridae
Gene: TBP
Product: TATA-box binding protein
Biological process (GO): DNA-templated transcription initiation
Molecular function (GO): DNA binding
Source: RefSeq, a predicted model, not a curated record
CGGGGCGCGGCCGGGCUCCGGCGGGCGCUGAGCGCGGCGGGAGCGGAGCGAGCGCCAGGCUUUGGUUAGUGUUUUAGACUCAUAUUUCUCUGAAGCUGAUGUUUUCCUAACACUUUCAGCUUGGCUUUAAAAGCUGCUUCGCUAGAAUGUUUUAAACGGUUACAAAACCUCUAGGAUUUGAAGUUUAUUUAAAUUAAUUGAAGGAAACACUUCUGGCCUCACCAAAGAAAUAACUGGAAUCAUGGAUCAGAACAACAGUUUGCCACCCUACGCUCAAGGCUUAGCCUCCCCUCAGGGUGCAAUGACUCCAGGAAUUCCAAUUUUCAGCCCGAUGAUGCCGUAUGGCACAGGACUGACACCGCAGCCUGUCCAGAGCACCAACAGUCUGUCCAUAUUGGAGGAACAGCAGCGGCAGCAGCAGCAGCAGCAGCAGCAGCAGCAAGCAGCACAGCAAUCCACGUCACAGCAAGCGACACAAGGAACAUCUGGUCAAACCCCCCAGCUCUUCCAUUCACAGACUCUUACCACAGCCCCUUUACCAGGAACCACACCUCUGUACCCCUCUCCAAUGACUCCAAUGACUCCAAUAACUCCUGCAACACCGGCGUCGGAGAGCUCUGGCAUAGUGCCACAACUACAGAAUAUUGUGUCCACCGUGAAUCUUGGUUGCAAACUUGACCUAAAAACUAUUGCACUUCGUGCCCGAAAUGCUGAAUAUAAUCCCAAGCGUUUUGCUGCUGUUAUUAUGAGAAUAAGAGAACCACGUACCACUGCACUGAUAUUCAGCUCUGGAAAAAUGGUGUGCACAGGAGCAAAAAGUGAGGAGCAAUCCAGACUGGCAGCAAGGAAGUAUGCAAGAGUUGUUCAGAAACUGGGUUUUCCUGCAAAAUUUUUGGAUUUUAAAAUUCAGAAUAUGGUGGGAAGCUGUGAUGUGAAAUUUCCCAUCAGACUGGAAGGAUUGGUACUCACACACCAGCAGUUCAGCAGCUACGAGCCAGAAUUGUUUCCUGGCUUAAUCUACAGAAUGAUUAAGCCAAGAAUUGUUCUGCUUAUUUUUGUUUCUGGAAAAGUGGUUUUAACUGGUGCUAAAGUACGAGCAGAAAUCUAUGAAGCAUUUGAAAACAUCUAUCCUAUUUUAAAGGGGUUCAGAAAGACAACGUAACAGUUUCUACACCUUUCAGAGAAAUCAGGGGUAUAUUUUCAAAGGUAUUGUGUAUGGCACAGCAGUAACAAGAAACGGACUUCCAGUGCAACUGCAACACCAGGACUUGGACUAUUUCCCAGUUAGUGCCUACUUCCCUGAUGCUCAAGGGGAACUGUAUUUUGAGUAUGUCUACUGAGUUACUGUGAGUUGCUUUACUGGGCUGUUCCCGGAGCAGCCUCUCCAACUUUUAUUUAUAUUCUAGCUUUUAAAUAGUUUUAAUGCCAGUUCUAUUAAUAGAAAAACUGUAAGUUGGUUUAAAGACAAAUGCAACUGUGUCACUCAGUGUAUAAACCACUUAAAUUGUCAUGUAUAUAUGUUUUAAGUUCCUUCCAUAAGACCAUGGUUUUUAUAAUUUUCAGAACUUUAGCUUUUAAAUUUUUUCAAUUUAAAAUUUCUUUUGUGCCAGACACAUUCCCUCUUUCCAGUAUUAAGCAAGAUAGAAUAAAUUUAUUAAUUAAAAUGGCUCACUGUACAUAUAUAUAUAAUAUAUACCUUUCUUCUCUUUCCUUCUUCAACUCCACAUGUACAAUAAACCCUGUUUAUAC